Balaenoptera acutorostrata (minke whale) is the source of this 3623-nucleotide messenger RNA. RefSeq names its product GDNF family receptor alpha like (gene GFRAL). Gene Ontology annotation, biological process: nervous system development. NCBI's taxonomy places the organism in Eukaryota, Metazoa, Chordata, Mammalia, Artiodactyla, Balaenopteridae. The record is from RefSeq and is a predicted model, not a curated record. Gene Ontology annotation, cellular component: external side of plasma membrane; signaling receptor complex. Gene Ontology annotation, molecular function: signaling receptor activity.
AUGAUAGUUUUCAUUUUCUUCGCUGUGGGUCUAUGCUUGGACAAUGAGUCCACUUCCCAAACCAUUGAUUGCACCUAUUUAAGAGAACUCUGCCUAAGUGAUGCAGAUGGAUGUAAACAUGCCUGGAGAAUAAUGGAAGAUGCCUGCAAUGUGUCAGAUCCAGGCAACCCCUGCCAGAUGAAGGAUUCAUCCAGCUGUAAUUUAAGUAUCCGGUCUUUAGCAGAAAGCAAUUUCCAAUUUAAAAAUUGUCUCUGCUCUGAUGACCUCUACUGUACCAUUAAGAAAUUGCUUGGAAAAAAAUGCAUCAACAAAUCAGAUAACAUGAAAGAGGAUAAUAAAUUCAAGUGGAAUCUAACUACUCUUUCCUAUCAUGGAGUCAGAGGGAUCAAGUCCUGUUUGGAAGUGGCGAAGGAGUGUGUGGCUGAUGUCCUCUGUAACACACAGUUAGCCCUUUACCUGAAAGCUUGCUCAGCAAAUGGAAACCUGUGUGAUGUGAAACACUGCCAAGCAGCCAUCCAGUUCUUCUAUCAAAAUAUGCCUUUUAACACUGCCCAGAUGUUGGCUUUUUGUGACUGUGCUCCCUCUGAUGUACCUUGUCAGCAGUCCAGAGAAGCUCUUCACAGCAAGUCAUGUGCAGUGAACAGAGUUCCAGCCCCAACUUGCCUCGAUAUAAUUCACAGCUGCCAAAAUGAUGAAUUAUGCAGGAGGCGCUAUAGAACAUUCCAGGCAAAGUGCUGGCAGCGUGUGAUAAGAAAGUGCCAUGAGGAUGAGACCUGCAUCAGCACCUUAAGCAAGCAAGACCUCACUUGCUCCGGAAGUAAUGACUGCAAAGCAGCUUACAUUGGUACCCUUGGGACAGUCCUUCAAGUGCAGUGCACAUGUAGGACCACUACCCAAAGUGAAGAAUCCUUGUGCAAGAUUUUCCAGCAUAUGCUUCAUAGAAAAUCAUGUUUCAAUUAUCUGACCCUGCAUAAUGUCAAAGGCAUUGCAUUGCAUAAAGGAAAACAUGCAAAGGAAAUAACUCUCAGCGGAUUUCAUUCCCCCUUCAAUGAAGUCAUCUAUGCUGUCAUGUGCAUGACAGUCAUCUGUGGAAUUCUUCUUUUGGUGAUGGUCAAACUGAGAACCUUCAGAAUAUCAAGUAAAACAAGAGACCCUUCACCAAUCCGAAUACCUGGAGGACUCAUGAUUCAUUGAGAGUCACGAAUCAUUAAAAAUCACUUUCUUUAAAGCAAGUCUUUGUAGCCAGUCAACAGAAUAUCUUAUCCAUUGUCAACAAAGAAAAUGUUAGGAUGGAUUUAAUGAUACCGGAUCAUUAAGUAUGUUCAUGUAAGGUAUAAUAAUUGGAAUGAUGUUAGAUUUGUUUUUUCUUAGGAAAAAAUUCAAGUAUAAAUUUACAGUGGUAUCUUUGGACACUAGUAUAGAAUUACAGAAUUACCCUUGAAGGCAAAAACAAGUGUUAUUCUAAGCUACACUCUGCGUGAUUUGUUUCAUAGCAAAUUUGAGUCCAUAUAAGAGUAAUUGGUUGUAUAAUAAUAUAACAUUUUAUAGUUAGCAGAGUAUUUUCUGAUCAAUUUUAUAAAUCCCUAUUAACUUGCCAAAAGGAAACUGCUAAUAAAACUAUCCAGUAUAUGUGCCAUUUGUAUAUCCAUUUCCAAAUCAUCAACUACAUCAUUAGCCUUAACUUUAAGUUUCUAAAUAUAUUUGAUAAGAUGAUUAGUCUUAAAAACCAGAAGUGAUAUCUUUGGAUUUUUGUAAUUUGAAUACUAUUGAACUGUACUUUGUUAACUUGAUGUUUUUAUGUCAUGUUCAUAAAGAUGUAAAGCAACUACACUGGCCAAAAAAUCCAUGUGCAUUUCAAUGAUAUAUUUCAUUUGUAAAUUUACUUUUUUCCUAUGCUAAUUAUUAUGAACUUCUGCAAUAAUAAAGUAAUAUGAUAAUUGUUACUUUCUAUAUUGUUAUUAUAAUGUUACUUUUGGCCUGAUUUGACAUCAGAAUAUAACUGUGAAUAGAAAAUUGUGGAAAAGAUGUUUGUUAAGUUUUUGAUACAUAUGUGCUUUUUAACUCUCUGCAAUCACAUUAUACCCAUUUCUAAGAACACACAUGAGUUAGUUUUAUCUGUAGUGACACAGAGACUCAAAUAUUCAAGAACAGGAACAUAUAUUUAGUGAUAUAUUUACAAUUAAAGGUCAAACAUUUUCUACCCGUUGGUAUCAGAUCUAUUGCUCUUCACUAUACUUCAGAUCAAAUUGUCUACAUUAAAUCAAAUUUGAAGUUAACAUUUGGCUAUGUUUAUUUGGAGUAAUGGAAAAGCCAUCCUUUAUCUUUUCAAACAGGGAAGAAUAAUUUGGUGAGUCACAAAGCUCCCUCAAGGAGCUCUCCAUAUUCCAGUGGUUGCUAAUUCUCUUAGUUAUGGGAAGAGAAUGUAGGUCUUUCCAUCUCCAAAUCACUGCCAUUUAUUGCAGGCUUGCUAAUGCCUGGGAAAAGAACUGUUCCCUAGAAAACAGAGGAACGAAGUCAAGUUGCUUUUAGAAAUAUAUUUGUGUUGAGCAGAAAAGGGGGGGACAGAGUGUGAAGUAAUAACUAAUAGUUAAAGAGAUUAAGCAAUUUCUCAAAGUCUCGCACUAGUCAAUAUAAAAAUUAGUAAUUGAACACAGAUAUAGCAGAUUUUAGAAUCUUUUAUCUUAAUUCCUAAACUCUACUGCCAGUCACUUAUCCCAGCUGUAAUUGUGUCAUUUUUGUACAUAAACAACCAGGAAAUACCUGUUUUAAAUAUUCUUCUCUGAAGUACCAUCUAUAUCAACCUAGAUUACAUGUCUAGUAAUUAGAUGCUUUUACCUGUAAUAAAAUGGCUUAAACGAUAAGGAAUACAUAAUAUUUCCUAUAACAAGAGGCCCAAAGCAGAACAUCUCAAGGGUCGGUUGACUUAGCAGUUCAGUGAUACCUUCCAGGACUCAAAUUUUUCUUUUCCACCCUUUUCAUAGUCAAUGAAUGACUGGCACAGGUCAGACUUUAUAAGAAGUCAUGGAAAUAUAGGAAUUCAAAUUGCCAUAAUUGAUAGUCUAAUCCCUGAAUCACCUGAGGAAAGGGUGAAUUUCCAAGUAAAAUCAGAGUUCUACUUAGCAAGGAUGAACGGGAGAGGAAUCUUAGGUAGGUAGUCAAUAGUUUCUGCUACAAAAGUCUAGACUAUCUCCUUUGUAAAUUAAAUGAUGCCUCUCAUGACCUCAAACAAGUAAACUGAACAGUUUGGGCUUAAGUUCUAUUUUUCAUUGGGCUCUUUGGAACUAAAGAGCCCAAACCUAAAACAGUGUUUCUCAGGCUGUCAAGGAGCUCAAGUUCUACCAAUUCAGGAUUUUUUUUCUAUUCAUUAACGAACACAAUUCGUUUGGUAGAAAACAAUAUUGGUUGUUUUAUGUAGGCAAGAACAUUUCAUCUUCCAGUGAAUCUUUUUCCAGAAACAUGGAGAUCACCCAUUCGUUGGCAGGGGAAAUGCUUGAAGUUUAUGUUACUGACUGUCAAGUUACAGGAUCCGGUGAGUGAUGAGGUAAACACUACUGCCUGGGUUUUUUUGUGGGAACUGCCAUCCAAGCAGAGGUGCACUUCAGAGGACUCAUCUGUGUUGGGAA